Messenger RNA from Phytomonas sp. EM1, 1011 nucleotides. Lineage: Eukaryota; Euglenozoa; Kinetoplastea; Trypanosomatida; Trypanosomatidae. The record is from the annotation of a GenBank genome assembly.
UUGUUUAGAGUUGCUGCUCUGCGUUUGGGAAAAUUUUAUGUUCACAUAUCUCAAAAGCACUGUAGUAGUAGUACCCACAACCAUAUGAACGACGUCAUCCCACCAUCAGGAUGCACUGAGUAUGUACCCAUACAAUUAACUGAUAUUACCCCUGUUCGUGUAUUCGACGUGCACGGAGAGUAUUUAGACACCGAAAUCGACCUUGACACACCCGUACGAGUACUUCAAUUAGCUAUUGAGGACUACUUCAAAGUGAAACCUGAGGUUCAGCUACUUUUGCACAACCGUCGUCCCAUCAAUCCCGACCGCACCCUGCGAGAAAACGGGUGCCUCCUACUGAAGGGUGACCCCUAUGUCCGCCUGGUGUUCUCCAUCAAGCGAGGCCCGGUGCUUAACCUGGUUUGUCACCUGUGUAGCACACAUGAGGUCGUGCCAGUUGCGUGUCCAGAGUCGAACACCGUAUGGGAACUAAAGAAGCUCCUCUGUGAAGAAAUAGCUUAUAGACGGAGGCAUACUGACGGUAGUAAAGAGGGCAGAAAAACGGCAACAGGCAGCCCUAGUGCGCAGCAGGUGCGCUUGCUAUGGCGGUACAUGGAACUGUCUGAUAAGGCCACUUUGCAUUACUAUCGCAUUCCCACGAACUCAGUCCUGUCAGUAAUGCUAAGACGCUCAAAUAGCAUUACAGUAGAGCAACACCCACACCCCAUCGCCGUGCAACCACGAGAAGCUGCACAAAAGGCCACUAUUGUGGUCAACCCUCGUGACUUCAGUGCAAAUCACCAGCCUAAGCCGGUAAGGCUCCCCCCACCAUUGCCGCCAGAGACCUCGUAUUCCCUUUACACAAAUCAUUCACCUCAUCUUGAACACGGUCGGUUGGAGCAGCAGGAACUUGGUGUAACGCCGAUUCCACCUGCCGUGAUACCAGCAGAGGUGGGAGCACGCAUUCAGGAACUAGAAGAAACUGUCAUACGGUUUCAUGGUUACCUUCAACGAGCCCUUACUCUAAUCUGA